CCCUCUCAAGAUGGCAGACAAAGUCCCUUCGGAGUUCGAUGUGGUGGUGAUAGGGACCGGUUUGCCGGAGUCCAUUGUUGCAGCUGCUUGCUCAAGGAGUGGCCAGAGCGUUCUCCAUGUUGAUUCAAGAAGCUAUUAUGGAGGAAACUGGGCCAGUUUCAGCUUUUCAGGAUUAUUGUCCUGGAUAAAGGAGUAUCAGGAAGAGAGUGAUGGGGACGAAUGGGCAGCGUGGCAAGAGCUGCUACUGGAAGCAGAAGAAGGCGUUGCUCUUCGUAAGAAAGACCAGACCAUCCAACAUGUGGAAGUCAUUCGUUAUGCCAGUCAGGAUUCAGAUGAACAUGUUGAAGAAGUCGGUGCUGUGCAGAAAAAUCCUGCCCCUGUGACGUCUGCUAGCUCAAAUGACCCUCCGGACUCGACGGGCACAGCUUGCUCUGAUACAUCUGAAUUAACAGCGCCACUCAAUGAGCCAGAGACUUCACAGGAAGUACCUGAUGUAGAUGUGACACUGGGGAACGAAAGCCAUGGUGGUGAUACGGAUUGUACCGAGUCACCUUUGGAACAGGAAAAAGCUGAAAAUGUCCCUGUAGGAGAAGCUGUUGUUGAUGUGCCCAAGAAGAAUAGGAUUACUUACUCCCAAAUUGUUAAAGAAGGCAGGAGAUUUAAUAUUGAUUUGACCUCAAAGCUGCUUUAUUCUCGAGGAUUGCUAAUUGACCUUCUAAUCAAAUCAAGCGUUAGUCGAUAUGCAGAGUUCAAAAAUGUUACCAGGAUUCUUGGAUAUCGAGAAGGAACUGUUUUGCAGGUUCCUUGCUCUAGAGCAGAUGUUUUUAAUAGCAAGCAACUCACUAUGGUUGAAAAGAGGAUGCUGAUGAAAUUUCUGACAUUUUGUUUGGACUACGAACAGCAGCCUGAGGACUACAAAGCUUAUGAGGAAUGUCCCUUUUCCGAAUACUUGAAAACUCAAAAACUGACGCCCAGCCUGCAGCACUUUGUCCUUCAUUCCAUUGCAAUGACAUCAGAGGGAUGCACUGGCACAUUGGACGGCCUCAGAGAAACGCAGAACUUUCUUCGGUGUCUCGGGCGGUACGGCAACACUCCCUUCUUGUUUCCCUUGUAUGGCCAAGGAGAACUGCCCCAGUGUUUCUGCAGGAUGUGUGCGGUAUUUGGAGGAACCUAUUGUCUGAGCCAUGCAGUACAGUGCCUUGUAGUGGACAAAGAAUCUGGAAAAUGUAAGGCAAUCAUAGAUCACUUUGGUCAGAGGAUAAGUGCUAAGUAUUUUAUCGUCGAAGACAGUUACCUUACCGAGAAAACAUGUUCAGAUGUGGCCUACAGGCAGAUGUCGAGGGCAGUGCUGAUUACAGAUCGAUCUGUACUGAAGGCAGAGUCUGAUCAGCAGAUUUCCAUUUUGACAGUGCCACCAGUGGAGCCAGGAUCAGCUGCUGUCCGGGUCAUUGAGUUGUGCUCUUCCACCAUGACAUGCAUGAAAGGAACAUAUCUCGUCCAUUUGACUUGUCCAUCCUCAAAAAAAACAGCAAGAGAAGAUUUAGAGUCAGUUGUGCAGAAAUUGUUCACACCGUAUGCUGAGGCAGAGUUAGAAAAUGAAGAAGUAGAAAAGCCAAACCUUCUGUGGGCCCUCUAUUUCAACAUGAGAGAUUCUUCAGGCAUCAAUAGAGACUCCUAUAAUGACUUACCUUCAAACGUGUAUGUCUGCUCUGGACCAGACUGUUUUCUGGGAAAUAAGAAUGCUGUCCAGCAGGCUGAAACGCUUUUCCGGCACAUCUUGCCAAAUGAAGAGUUCUGCCCCCCUCCACCAAAUCCUGAAGAUAUUGUUUUCGAUGGAGAUGGUAUGCAACCAGAGGUUCCUGCCCCCAAGCCAGAAGCUGCUGAAGACGUCACAAGCCAAGGAGAUGCAGAAGAGCACUCAGAAGAAUAGAUGACUGCCAGACAGGGAGCCCUGCUUCAAAAAUCAUCUUCAGCAUCCAAAUUGUCUUAAUACGAGCAGUUAGAAAAUGACUGAAAAGCAAUAGCCGCUCAUCAUCUUCUUCUUCUCCUUCUUUUUCUUCUUCUUCUUUUUCUUC
This is a messenger RNA of Phascolarctos cinereus (koala), 2075 nucleotides long. It is a transcript of the gene CHM, whose product is annotated as CHM Rab escort protein. Lineage: Eukaryota; Metazoa; Chordata; Mammalia; Diprotodontia; Phascolarctidae. Gene Ontology annotation, biological process: vesicle-mediated transport; intracellular protein transport; small GTPase-mediated signal transduction. Gene Ontology annotation, cellular component: nucleus; Rab-protein geranylgeranyltransferase complex; cytosol. The record is from RefSeq and is a predicted model, not a curated record. Gene Ontology annotation, molecular function: GDP-dissociation inhibitor activity.